Saccharomyces mikatae IFO 1815 is the source of this 1188-nucleotide messenger RNA. It is a transcript of the gene SER1, whose product is annotated as O-phospho-L-serine:2-oxoglutarate transaminase. NCBI's taxonomy places the organism in Eukaryota, Fungi, Ascomycota, Saccharomycetes, Saccharomycetales, Saccharomycetaceae. The record is from RefSeq and is a predicted model, not a curated record. Gene Ontology annotation, cellular component: cytoplasm. The transcript has a single exon. Gene Ontology annotation, biological process: L-serine biosynthetic process. Bases 1 to 1188 code for a protein of 395 amino acids. Gene Ontology annotation, molecular function: pyridoxal phosphate binding; O-phospho-L-serine:2-oxoglutarate transaminase activity.
AUGUCUUUGGAAAGAGAGGAGCCACAACAUUUCGGAGCAGGGCCAGCUCAAAUGCCCACAUCGGUUUUGCAACAAGCAGCUAAGGACUUAAUCAAUUUUAAUGACAUAGGUUUGGGCAUUGGCGAAAUCUCCCACCGUUCGAAGGAUGCCACCAAAGUUAUUGAAGACUCUAAGAAGCACUUGAUCGAACUGUUGAACAUCCCUGACACCCACGAGGUGUUUUACUUGCAAGGGGGUGGUACUACUGGGUUUUCUUCUGUAGCUACCAAUUUGGCAGCAGCUUAUGUAGGCAAGCAUGGAGAGAUCGCACAGGCUGGUUACUUAGUCACUGGUAGUUGGUCUCAGAAAGCUUAUGAAGAAGCAAAGAGAUUGCAUGUCCCAGCUGAAGUUAUAUUCAAUGCUAAAGAUUAUAACAAUGGUAAGUUUGGCACAAUCCCAGAUGAAUCACUUUGGGAAGAUAAAAUCAAAGGCAAAAAGUUCUCAUAUGUGUACCUUUGUGAGAAUGAAACUGUGCACGGUGUUGAAUGGCCAAGUUUGCCAAAAUGCUUGGUAGAAGACCCAAACAUUGAAAUUGUUGCCGACUUAUCCAGUGACAUUUUAUCUCGUAAGAUUGACAUUUCUCAAUAUGGUGUCAUUAUGGCAGGCGCUCAAAAAAACAUUGGUUUAGCAGGCUUAACCCUAUAUAUCGUCAAGAAGUCUAUUCUUAAGAAUAUUUCGGGCGCUCCUGAUGAAACAUUACAUGAAAUGGGGGUACCAAUCACUCCUAUUGCAUUUGAUUAUCCAACAGUGGUGAAGAACAAUUCUGCCUAUAAUACAAUUCCAAUUUUCACAUUACAUGUUAUGGAUCUUGUUUUCCAACAUAUUUUGAAGAAAGGCGGUGUUGAAGCACAACAAGCGGAAAAUGAAGAAAAAGCCAAGAUAUUAUAUGACGCUUUAGAUUCAAAUCCAGACUUUUAUACCCUUCCAGUGGAUCCAAAAUGUAGAUCGAAAAUGAACGUUGUUUUCACUCUUAAAAAAGAUAAUCUCGAUGACCAAUUUUUGAAAGAGGCAGCAGCUCGUAAACUAACGGGUUUAAAAGGACAUCGUUCAGUUGGUGGAUUCAGAGCCUCCAUCUAUAAUGCACUUUCAGUUCAAGCAGUACAAAACUUGGUAGAUUUUGUGAAGGAAUUUGCUGAAAAAAAUGCCUAA